Gigantopelta aegis is the source of this 1079-nucleotide messenger RNA. RefSeq lists its product as uncharacterized. The coding region runs from base 203 to 646 and encodes 147 amino acids. Lineage: Eukaryota; Metazoa; Mollusca; Gastropoda; Neomphalida; Peltospiridae. The transcript has 5 exons. The record is from RefSeq and is a predicted model, not a curated record.
GUCUAGCUGAAGUCACUACUUAUUUGUGAUGUUGAAUUUUAGUAAUAGGUGAUAACAAAUGAAAUAAUGACCGUUUAAUGAAAAGAAGAAUCUAAAACAAAUUUGAAGAAACUGUUCUAUGCAUAUUCUUUCUAGGCCUACCCAGUAGCGCCUGAGUAGGACCAAAGACACAGAAAGAUUCGUUACGGCCGACGCUAAUGACAUGACGGACCUGGUGCUCGUCCUGUGUAUGUUCAGUUCUUUCAUUAGUGUUGUCGAUGGCGUGGUGUGCACGCGCGUCACGAGGACCCUGUGGCGCACCACGAGAAAGGAAUUCACGUGUAAGAACGGGUGCUGCACUAAAGCCGGCGAAACAGUCUGCUGUGAAGGAGAUGAGAUUGGUCUGAUAAUUGGAAUCGUGGCCGUGGUUCUUAUCGGACUAGCUGUUGUAAUUGUCUUUAUAUACGUCUUUUGGAAGAAGUCGAAGGGGGGUCAAACAGUAUGCAGCAGUUUUGAAAGACCCCAAGGAAUUCCACUGGGCGGAAUGACGAGAGUUCAGUGUGCAUCUAAAGUGUACCUGAAUUCAAAACCGGCUCUCAGCAAAACAAAACAACCACCGGCAGACGUCGUGAAUACCAAAAAGUCGCAUUUGAAUCCUGUGAUGUGAGACGAAAAUCCACCCAAUACCGUUUCCGAAACUAAAACAGACUAGAACCAUUUUCCAAAAAUAUAUAGGCGACGGAAGAUGACAAUCACUGUGUGUGUGUGUGUGUGUGUGUGUGUGUGUGUGUGUUCGCGCGCGCGUGUUAAUAUUAUUUUUAAAGGGGCGAGGCGCGGGGGAGUGGGACAGAGGGGAGGUGACGCAAUGUUUUUUGUACAGAGUUUGGGCCAGUCAUCCAUUUCCACACACCCCGGCGUCUGACGCCUGUGAAUGAGGUAUGUUUAGUACAAACUGGCAGCACACAUUUGUAACAUGAUUUUUUAAAUUUUGUUUUAUAUUCUAAAUUCGAAUCGUAAACAGGUACAAUCCAUAUAAACAUUGUAUACACAAGGUUUUGCAAAAGUAUAUUUGUUGAAAUGUAAUAUAUCAUUGGAAUACA